GUAAACAAAGCAAAAUGGAGGCUGAUGCGGGUGAUGGCAGUGACUUGGCAAGUGAUGUUUCUAGUUCUAAAAUCCCAACAAGCACUGCUGUUGAAUCAAGCGGUCCUGAAGACGACGAACACGAUGAUGACGAACUGCCGAGUAUUCAAUUUGUCAAAAGUGUUUAUUUUAAACGUUUAAUUCAAAUAUCAAUCGUGGUGAGUGCAAUCUCAGUCGGAAUGAAUACUAAGAAGACGUUUGAAAAAUACAGACAAUUGUGGUAUGUCUCUCUAACACUAGAUAUUUUAGUCUUAGUUUUAUUUUUUAUUGAAUCGCUCAUGGAUAUGAAAAUGUUAGGCCUAUGGAAAGGCGAGAGAGCAUUUCUCAAAAAUCGCUUCAAUUUAUUCAACUUGGCGAUGUUGAUAUUUAUUGUAAUGUCCGUAGUGUUGCAAAUUAUCGAAGGGCCGUCUUUGUCUGGUCAUGUUCCAGAAUAUUUAAAAAUUAUAGCACGGGCACCCCGCUCGUUUAUUCUUAUCCGAGUCAUGAAAUUCUUCAUGAACUAUUCUCUAUUAAAUCAGGUACGGCGUCGCUCGGGUAAACAAAUCAGAAACGUUACGAUAUUUUUAGUAUAUUUCAUGAUUCUUGCCUCGUUAAUUGGCGUUCAGCUUUUCGGAGAGGAUAGCUAUUAUUGUGUGAAAGAAAAUAUUACUGACCUUACGAACGUUAACUAUAAAGACUUCAAUUUGCCAGAAAUACGCUGUAGACAUGAAAAGAGCCACGCGAAUAUUAAUAGCACAAAUUUAUGUCCUAAGGGCUUUGAAUGUCGAAAUUUAGAGCUCUCUGAUCGUCAACGAACGACUUAUUUUGAAAAUAUCUGGUACAGUUUCUUGACCGUAUACGAAAGUUCUACACAAGAGGGAUGGGUUCUUGUGAUGUACGCUCAAAUGAACAGUCAGAAUUAUUACGUUAGUGCGGUUUAUUUUGUGUCACUGAUAUUCUUUGUGGCUUGGCUUGUCAAGAGUGUUUUCAUUGCUGUAAUUACGGAAACAUUCGCUGACUUGCGAUCGCAAUUGUAUUUAAAAAACUGGCGCACUAAUCGCCGGGUAACCGGCUUAUCUUCCGAGAUCAUUCAAGACGACGGCACGGGUUGGCAUUUGGUCGCUAUUAAGGAAGAAUGGACAAAAACAAAGGCUUUUAAUCGUGCUAGACGAUUCCUCACCUCUAAAUACUUCCGCUAUAUGAUCUGGAUACUUCUGGCUUUAGACGCUAUACUUCAAGCUUAUUUAGAACCGCCUAUACGCCGUUAUCUACAUCUAGUGUUUACAGUAAUAUUUGACAUUGAGAGCUGCUUUAAAAUUUGGUGUGUUGGCAUAAAGAGUUACUGGAAAAUCCCAGUUUAUCGUUUCGAGUUAUUUUUGGCCGUGGGUAGCACGCUGUGUAUUGCACCAGUUGCAUAUGCAGAGAUUGACAUUUUAGUAGCUUUUCAUGUUUUACGUGUGACACGUCUAAUCAUCGCAGUGCCUAGUUUGAACGCCUUCCUACAUAAAGCAUUUGGAACAGGAACUAAGAUCGGUGCAGUGGUGAUAUUCACGUUGUUUCUGUUGGUUUUUGCAUCCAUUCUAAGUCUCCAGUUGUUUUCUGGCAUGGAUUUCGGUAGUGACAAUCCGGGGCCUUUUGACGACUAUCUGAAAUCGUCCGAGUCUAUGUUCCAAAUUAUUACACAAGAGGGUUGGGUUGAAGUUCUAGACACAGUAAAGUACGCGUCCUCGCCAAUAUUAGCCCCAUUUGUCAGUAUUUACUUUACUAGCUACAACCUCUUUGCAUCGCUUAUCCUUGGCAGCGUUUUCAUUGCUGUUAUUCUUGAUAAUUUGGAAAUUAAAGAAGAAACAAAAAUAUUGAAACAACGUAAAUUGGGAGAAGAAGGUUUGAAUAUUCAAGAAAGUUUGCCCAAGCGACUUCAAAUAUUUGGAAAGUUUAAAGAAAGUCCGAGGUUAGUGGAAACCUGGAAGGCUUCUGGUGACUUUCCUGUUCCUAAAGUUCGUCAGAGUUUCAUGAGAAGGUUUUUGGACGAUUCACGAAUGCGAUUGUCCCGUUUUACAGCCAACCCCAGUGUGUAUGAAGAUGCAUUAAUGACACAAAGAAAGGACAUGCCCUUCAAAUUACUAAGUUCUCCCGUUCGUGAUGAUGUUCACACUCUAAGAUUGAAGAAAAGAACUAGUCUAACACAACUUAUUCAAGAUUCAACGCGAAGACGCAAUCUUACGGAUCACACGGCAACACAGGGCAGGCACACAGCUAAGUCAUAUCUCUUAGGUUAUACAGCACGGCAGAUAAAUCGGAACGCGGCCAAGUUAACACAAGGUGCACGCAAGACAUCAGAAAGAGCGGACAUGAAUGCACUGCGACAAAUGAAGAGUCAAGGUGGACAAGGCACUGCAACUUUACCUCACAAUACAGCUGGAGCUCGAAACAACGAAGACUGGAACAUAAAAGAGUUGCGAGCCCGACGUGAACAAGCACAAAGAGUAAAAGCUGCGCACGAGGAAUCUCUACGCGAAAACCAUCCUUACUUUGAUUUCCCGCUUUUCCUUGUAUCACGUGACAGUCUUUUACGUCAAUGGCUACAACGCAUUGUUCAUGCUCGGUACGAGAUCGCAGGGAAUCAUGGGGAGGUUCAGUCCAAACGACCCAUGAUUAAUGAUGCUUUUAUCAAGAGAGUUUUAUCAACUCAAACCUAUUUAGAAUGGGUUAUUAUUCUUAUCACAUUUUCAUCCUGUGUUGCAAUGAUGUUUGAGAAACCACAUAGUCGACGGACAUUCGAUGAUCCUGUUCUUAAAUUCUUUGAGUAUCUCUUCGUUGUUUCCACAAGUCUCGAGUUGCUGAUUCGUGUUCUCGCUGAUGGGCUGUUGUUCACGCCUAAUGCCGUUAUACGAAGCUUUGGUGAUGUUAUAGAUUUAUCUAUUUAUCUGAUUGGCUUUAUCUAUAUCUGUGUAUCGCCGACGUUCAUCCAACGGAAUUCACCAGCUUACGCACUCCUGGUUCUCCGUGCCCUGAGACCACUGAGAGUGAUUAACCUCAUUCCAAAAAUGAGGCAAGUCAUUCAGGAAUUGAUUGGUGGGUUCAAAGAAAUCCUAAAGGUUGCAGCUCUACAAUUAGUAUUGAUGUUCAUCUUUGCAAGCUAUGGUGUACAGAUGUUUUCUAAUAAACUUAAGAGAUGUAACGAUGAGAACAUUAAAACUGAGGAGGAGUGCACUGGAGUGUUCUUCACAACGCUGAAAGGGCCACGUGAAAUGAGGGACUUAGCCGGCGAUGAAAACGAAAUGUUGGUUUCAAGGGUGUGGCAUAAUCCAAAAAAUUUCAACUUUGACAAUAUGUCUCGCGCAUUGUUGGCUUUAUUCGAGGCACUCUCGCUGGAGGGUUGGCUAGAUAUAAGAAAUGUUAUUGAAAAUCAAAAGGAUCUGGGAACAUUGUAUGGCUUUUAUAUUCAUGGCUACGUUUUACUUGCCUGCAUGAUCGGGCUGGCACUCUUUGUCGGUGUUAUAGUUAAUAAUUUUAACGAGAACAAAGGAACAGCGCUACUUACUGUUGAUCAAAGAAGAUGGGAAGAUUUAAGAAAGAGACUACGGCUUGCUCAGCCUCUUCAUCUCCCAUUGCGUCCUGAUGACAGUCCUGUUAGAUCUAGACUAUACGACUUGUUACAAUCUACACAUUAUGGUCGAGUGAACGUUAUCCUGGUUGUUCUAAACUGUGCAACUCUGGCGGUUGUACCAUGGAUUGUCGAGCCUGGUUCUCCGACUCCGAAGUCUUUGAUGUUAACUUCCGUGGUAUUGACUAUUCUAUUUGUGAUUGAAUGUUUUCUCAAGAUUAUUGCAUACACUUUCAGGGGUUAUUGGAGAAGUCAUCGCAACCGUUUUGACUUUUUUCUUACUUUAGUUGGUGUAGUGUGGAUUAUACUUCAUAUUGCUUUCGUUCACAAUCAUGAUCAUGACAAAACCUACAACGGGACGGUUUGGUUAGGUGUUGGGAUAAUCUUGUUUCGGUUCCUCAGUCUAUCUGGCAAACACGAUACGUUAAAGAUGUUAAUGAUGACAGUCUCUAUGAGUUUAGUCAAGAGUUUCUAUAUUAUAUUCGUCUUGUUAUUAAUCAUAAUGUCAUACGCAAUGGUUGGGGUCAUUGUGUUUGGUACUGUGAAACAUGGCGUCGCUAUAAACCGCGAUGCAAACUUUGAAGGCAGUAUUAAUGCAAUGAUAACGUUAUUCAGGAUAACAACUGGCGAAGAUUGGAAUAAAAUAAUGCAAGAUUGUGGGAUACAAGAACCUUACUGUACCGAGGCAACUGAAUUUGAGAAUUACUGGAAAUCUGAUUGUGGGAGUUAUGUUGGAUCACAUUGUUACUUUAUAUCAUUCUACGUGAUCUUAACGUUUGUUUUAUUAAAUUUACUGAUUGCGGUGAUUAUUGAGAACUUCUCUUUGUUCUACUCGAGUGAAGAGGACGCAGCUUUGAGUCAUCAAGAUUUAUAUCAGUAUCAGUUGACUUGGAAUCUCGUUGAUCAAAAUCGUAAAGGAUUAAUAACAGUUCGUCAAGCUAGAUUAAUUUUACGUUUGUUACGGGGAAGACUUGGGGUGGAUCCUUCCACGUUCCUAUUUAAACAUAUUUGCUUGGAGAUUGAAAAGUUUCGAGGUGGACGUGAAGUGUCUUUCCACGACUUGUUGGAAAUUCUGGCUUACCGAUCAAUUGACGAUAUAUCUCGAAGUUUACAGCUUGAGGAUUUGCUGGCUCGUGAGGAACUUGAACGGUCGAUUGAGGAAGAAGUAGCUAUACAAACUAUACGUGACUGGUUUUUGAACCUUAAGAAGGAGAAAGCUGUAAAAUGCGGGCGUGGGUACUCGUUCGGCGGAGUAAGUUCGGCGUCGAGUGUUGAAACUGAAUCAAGUGAUGAGGAAGUUCAGGAUCAACCUAACAGACUGUCCGUAAAAGGGUUACAAAAACGAAGUACGAGUUCGAAAACGUCAACGCCAUCUAUUGCUGUUGUUAAUGAUGAACCUCAAGCAGAAGCGAAGGAGGAACAAAAAGAUGAAACACAACUAGAUGAAUGGUUUACGAAUCAAAGAAAAUUAUGAAAAAGGUGAAUUUAAUGUAGGACAUGAUAGACAAAUAUUUAUGAAGUAACUUUGUGGGGGAUUUGCUAUAACUUGCGCUGUUUAAGCAGGGAUUUAUACAAACACUUUUCUGCUAUCGGUAUAUGGUAGUAAAAUCUCAGUCUUCAAACCCAAUCUUUCUCCGUAUUUAAAUUUUUCACACAGUUAUACUUUGAAGAAAUUGUGGCAAAUGUGAACAAUUCAUUGUAAAUGGAAGAAAGUAAUUGAUCGUUGGCGUUGUAUAUUCAUUUCCAUCUCCAUUAAAAACUUGUUUUAAAACGAUUAUAUUUUUGCUCAAAAGUGCUGUCUGAAUGUCUCGUACUAAAACUCAAUCUUCGUCCGAGAAAAUGUUUGUAUAAAUCUAUGUAUAAGGAUAGCCUAUGUCGUUCUUGUCAUCAUUAUUGCAUUUCAUGAUCUUGAUCUAACUAGUCAUGCAUCCAAGUUCUCAGAUAUUGUACUCAAGCUAACAGAAUGAGAAUUAAAGCCCGUUUUCCACUAAGCUACUGUUUCCUUUGUCGACAUCGCUUUUGCAAAGCGCUUCGCGCGAACAAAUUCGCGUAGUGGAAUCCGACUCAGUGUCGAUUUCAGGUCACUUUCAAAGCGCGUUUUCAAGUUUGUUUUAAAUAUUCCUAAGUUCAUUUCUAAAUGGACCUAUUCCCUAAUGAACAAAAUUUUGAUCUAGACAAGUCUAUCACAAAAUUAGUAAUAUUCCGAAGUUUUGUUGCGAAAUUUUGUAAAAUGUGGAUAAUAUAGCCCUGCGAAGUUUGCGUUUUUCAGUCAUUUUGUAUUACGCACGGGAAAUUGAUAUCACUUUCUGAAAAAAUGUAUCAAUUUCCCGCGCGUAAUACAAAAUGACUGAAAAACUGCAAACUUCGCAGGGCUAUAUAUUUUCCGCAUUUUACAACAUUUCACAACGAAACUUCGGAAUAUUACUAAUUUUGUGAUGCUCUUUCGAGCUGUGAUGAAAUUUUUGUCUAGAUCAAAAUUUUGUUCAUUAGGGAAUAGGUCCAUUGGGCGUGGAACUUGCACAGCCAACUUCGCAAGUUGCUUUAAUACUAAAGUGCCGAAAUAUACUCAACUAGAGUACCGAAGUACUGAACGUAAACUCGUAAUUUGCAGUGUACCAUUACAGCCAACGAAUUAAACAUAUUUCUUAAAAGCUUUUUAAUUAAAAUAAUUAAAUUGUCAAAUUUGUUGGCUAUAUUAGUAAAACACUGCAAAUUACGAGCUUAUGUUCAGUACUUCAGUACUUUAGUUGAGUACUUCAGCACUUGAGUAAGCAACUUGUGAAGUUGGCUUUGCAAGUUCCACGCCAUAUUGCAAAUUUAGAAACGUCAUUGGGAAUAUUCACGUACACAACAAACUUAGGAUUCGCGAUCUAAAAAGUGAUCUGAAAUCAGCAACUUAAUUUAAGAAAUGUUCGCGCAUGAGUUUUACUAAACAUGAGGCCGGAGACAACGCCCGUACACAUUUCUUGAAAACAGGUUAUUAGUUGCGGAAGGCUGCAAUUUUGUUGCUGGUAUAUGUUUCUUCACCUUAAAACGGCAAUUAGAGCGAGAUGGCCUAUCCUAGAUAAUCGCCCGAGUUCAAGCAAAUCCCACUUUAUGACUGCAUGGGAGUUUUUACAUGAGAUAAUCAUUGCUUUAUGUAACUGUGAAAUAAAAAACAACAUUUCAAGCAAAGGCCUAUUUCCAUGAGAAACUGGUUGACGAAAUUGCUCAUUGGGGGAAUACGGUUGUCUGCCUACACACCAGGGCCUGGGUUGUACGAAGGCCGGUACCCAGAUUAAACUUUACUCUUUAGUAUUUAGAUAUCAAAGUUUCGUUUUAUUACAGUUGAUUUCACGAAACGUUGGCCACGCCAAUUGCGAGGUUGGUUGGGAAUUUGGGAACUAUAAACACGGAUCAUCAAGUUGAUUGGAAACCGGCCAAUCAAAUUCGAAAGUUUCGCAUCAAAUUAUCGAAAUUCGUUAUGAAAUGCCGAACCAAGUUCGCAAGCAAGUUCGCAAAUUGCAAACGAUUUUGACGGUAAAUUUUAAAAACUAAACUUAUUGUAUUAAACUUAUUAUAAUUUUAAACUUGAAAUUAUUAUUAUUAUUAUAUUAUUUAUUGUUAAAUGAAUAAGUUUAGUUUUUAAAAUUUACCGUCAAAAUCGUUUGCAAUUUGCGAACUUGCUUGCGAACUUGGUUCGGAAUUUCAUAACGAAUUUCGAUAAUUUGAUGCGAAACUUCCGAAUUUGAUUGGCCGGUUUCCAAUUAACUUGAUCAUCUUGUGUUUAUAGCUCCCAAAUUCCCAACCAUCUCGCAACUGGCGUGGCCAAACUUUCGUGAAAUCAACUGUAUUUGUGACGUCCAUAUAUCCAUAGUUUCAUAGCUUUUCAAGCAUUUUUAAACGGUUCAUAAAAUCACUAUAUAUACCCGGCUAUCCACCCUUCGUACAACUGGGCCCAGACGAUGGGCCCUUGCUGGAAAUGUUUUUUAUAAAUAUAUCAUUUUUAAGGUAGACGAGAGUUAUGUAGCCGUUGGUAAAAAAAAUUAGCAAGUACGCGCGUUUUGCUCGUCUGUAUGGGUCAAAAGACAAAAAAGAAAAUUUGUUCGGCGGUUUUAGUAGCUACAAUAACCAUAGCUGCCAGAACACUGAACAUUUGUCAUAAGUAGUAGUGAUAGAAAAUCUGUUUUACGUACAGGUGUAAUUAGCAAAUACAACUUGGCAUUACAGACAACUUGUUUGUCUGUUGCAGGCUUAAACCUGCCGCACAUGAGAAACUUGCAGAGCUAACCGCCUCGUGUGGCAGCUAACUCAGCUAUGAAUUUUCACCACACACGUUGGGAAACUAUACUCAACAGGAAUAUCGUUGAUAAGAUCGUUUGCAUUCCCUCCAUUAUCGCCAUUUUGACCAAAGUCACGUGAAGAAACUAUGGGUUCUCAUUUGCCAGUUAAUUGACCACUUGCGUAAUAGACUAAAUUUUGAUCUCAACAAAAAUUUCAUCACAGCUUGAAAGAGCAUCAAAAAAUUAGUAAUAUUCCAAAGUUUCGUUGCGAAAUGUUGUAAAAUGCGGAAAAUAUAGCCUUGCGAAGUUUGCAAUUUUCAGUCAUUUUAGAUUACAAACGGGAAAUUGACAGCCCAAUACCCUUUGGGGCUGUCAAUUUCCCGUUUGUAAUACAAAAUGACUGAAAAUUGCAAACUUCGCAAGGCUAUAUUAUCCGCAUUUUACAACAUUUUGCAACAAAACUUUGGAAAAUUACUAAUUCUGUGAUGCUCUUUCAAGCUGUGAUGAAAUUUUUGUCUAGACUUGUUGAGAUCAAAACUUAGUCUAUUACGCAAAUGGUCAAUUCAAGCAGCUCAGCACUGAGCUCGCAACAUUUUUUUCGCAAAGACGAUCCGAUAGAUAUUUUCCUCAGGGUCUCAAGCAUCUCAAGAGGUAUUAUUAAGUAGCUCAGCAAGCUUCUCUCGUGUGCAGCAGGCUUUAAAUAAUGAAACUGUGGAUUUCAAUCCUCGCCAGCUUGAAAAGAAAAAAGGCGUUUCAAGCCACGGCUGUCAUUGUAACUGGAAAUUAGUAGGACGAACUAUACUUACGAAUGACCGUCGCUUGAAACGUCCACGUAUGAUCUAAUUACUGAUGAGUAACAACAUCAACAUUCAUCAACAUGGUUUCCUUUCUGACCUUAGAGUCAAUAAAUGGUAUUAAAUGCCAAAGUUGUCAUUCAAAAAUAAGAGUUUCUCACCAGGGACUGGUUGUACGAAAGCCAGGAUAGCGGUAUCCACGUGAUAGUGAUCCUCUCAAACUUUCUAAAAACUACCCGUUCAUAAGCCUUCUAGAAUUUCAUACGGGGCCGUCUGAAAUUCUACCUAUACAUUGAUUAAAUAGACCGUAUGCAUAAUGACGUCACAAGGCUUGAUGCCCGCGAGGAAUGCUGGUCUUCGUAGUCAUCGCCCAGGAAAAUUUCGAUACUGGCCAUUUUUAAUUGUUUAAUUUUCUUGGGCGCUGACUACUAACCCCAGCAUUCCUCGCGGGCAUCAAGCCUUGUGACGUCAUUAUGCAUAAGGUCUAUUAAAAUAAAGUUUCAUUCUAUUUUUAACUGCAAGUUCGAUCUCCGUAGACUUUUUACAACGGUUGAAAAAAUCACUAUCCGGUGGGUAGUGCUAUAUGGCAUUCGUAUACAACCACCCCUGGUGUGUAGUGCUAUUUCAUUUUGUCACUUUGAGUAAGGCAACUCUUCUGCUUUCUUACACAGAGCCAUGUUAACAUGCAGUACUUACAUAAAAAUGGUGAACAUGGCCCCCAUUUGGACCUCAGGUCACUUUUCAACGCGCAUUUCCUAAAGCCCUGGGCAAACUAGAAAACAUUGUUGCGGAAACAUUCUUUCCUACCAAUGUUUCCCCAUGUUUCCCAGAGUGGCCAAACACUAUGAAACAUUAGUGAGAAACAUAGGGAAACAUCAAAUGUUUCUGUAUUUGCUAGGAAACAUUUUUGCUUCUCGGGAAGCAAAUUUUGUUUCCGCAACAAUGUUUCCACGGGUGGGCAAACAGGGAAACAUUUGAGGAAACAUCGAGAAUCACAAAUGUUUCCACAACAAUGUUUCCUAGUUUGCCCAGGGCUUAAGUUUGUUGCGAACAUGGCAAAUUUCCAAGUUUGGGCAUGAACUUCGCAAAAAAGUUCGCAAGUUCAUUUCACUGUUUGAACUUCCAUGAUUGUAACAAAUGUUCACAGUGCAAGUUGAAAUUAACAAUUCAUUUGAAAGUUCUUGGUUGGUCUCCAAAGAAAGUUUGUAUUUCAAAUUGGUUAUUAUUAUCAUCGAGUUAUUGAACAUUUGUUUACAAACGAAGUUCAAACAUUGCGAACUUCGUUGCGAAGUUCACGCCCAAUUUUCGAACUUGGAAACGUAAUUGGCAAGUACGAAAAGUGACUUGACAAUAAAUAGACGAUUCACCACGAAUGCUUUUUACAUAAUUUGGAGAUAAGAAAUUUCGUUGCGAGUUGCAGGAAAACUGGCUUCGUCUACGUAAGCAUUUUCUUAGUUUUCGAUUGAGAGUUCAAAAACCAGAGAAGUUCAUUACGUUUCAGUAUGACUAAACGGAAAACAGGCUUAACAAAAACAGUUCGUUUCGCCAAGAUACCGAUACUGCAGAUGGCAGACAAAAUAUUAAAUAUCAAUCUAUACAUUUAGUAGCAAAUUUUUUAAUUGAUAAGUUAUGUUGGAUUUCAGGUCAAUUUCUAUGGGAAUGGCAUGGUAAAAAAGAUGUACUAAAUAAAUGAAUAAGAAUUUAUAUUUAACUUAUUAAAUGGUAAUAACAUUUUAUUGUAAUUCUGAAAUAUUUUAACCUCCUCGACUUUUAGUUAAUUGACCGGUUUAGACGUUUUAUUGUUGCUAAGAUUCCAUGCACGUUUUCAAUUCUUGCCAGGGAUUCCUCUACCGGCCCAGUUUGAUCAUUCUGCAGUGCGCAAAUAAUUCAUUUCAAAUUUUAUGACUUGGAUAACGUGUCUAUAUCUCGCUGUUUAGUCUUAAUCCUAACUCUAUUUGACCCGACCUCAAUUGGUGGAUACAGCAAGUGCCUAUAGUCAUUAUAGCUUGGGGCCUUUGUGGAUCGUUGGCUCUUUUGAGACCGGUUAAUAAAAGCCAACUGCAGAUAGGUAAGCAAUUUUAACCGUGUGAAGCAUUCAUUUGACCAAGUGGGCUAAAUAGCCCAGUGUUGUUGACCAAGGGGGCUAUAGCUUAGUGGGCAUGGCCUGCGUUCAACUUUAUUAAUAUUUUGCACACCUAUCAUAC
Messenger RNA from Paramuricea clavata, 10885 nucleotides. Lineage: Eukaryota; Metazoa; Cnidaria; Anthozoa; Malacalcyonacea; Plexauridae. The record is from the annotation of a GenBank genome assembly.